Pocillopora verrucosa is the source of this 1448-nucleotide messenger RNA. Its product is annotated as ephrin type-B receptor 1-like. The record is from RefSeq and is a predicted model, not a curated record. Lineage: Eukaryota; Metazoa; Cnidaria; Anthozoa; Scleractinia; Pocilloporidae. Gene Ontology annotation, cellular component: plasma membrane. Gene Ontology annotation, molecular function: protein binding.
GCUUUUCUCCUUAAUCCUUAAUAAUGAAGUUAUCUCGUGCUACUUUAGUUCUUUGGCUAAUUGCUAUUUUGCGCGGAGUUUCAGGAGAAGCAGAAACUCUUAUUGAGAGACCAGCUGAACCAGUUCCUUGGUACUGGUAUAUCGUACACGAAAGUACAGAGGGAAGAGGGUGGACACAUCCUUCAAAUGUAUCGCCAUAUUACUCAGUCUGUGAUGCUUCUAACAAAUAUGAGGUACCAGAGAACUGGUUAAUAACAGACUUUAUUAACAUCAAGGAUGCUACACGACUCGAUAUUGAAGUGACCUAUACCUUCCUCAACUGCCCCUUAGCUGACGUGGGGCCAUUCUGCAGAACAAACUUCUCCCUGUAUUCUUAUCAUACUGAUUUCAAAUAUAAUCCAGACCCAAAAAAACUAAAUUUCCUCAAAGAAACUGUGAUAGCUCCAAAAAUUCUUCCUAUGCCUGGGGAGCGCACAACAGACACAUUUGAUGGGUCAAUAAUAACAAAAGCGAAGGGAAUUUAUUUAGCAUUAUUAGACCAAGGAACCUGCUUGACAAUAAGAAGGUUUGUUUUAAGAUAUCGUUUCUGCUCUGAAACGGUCCCUUCCAAGUUGGUUAGAUUUCCAAGAACACUUGCCCCAGCAAAUGAUAUCAAUCUAACCAAACAAGAAGGAGAAUGUACAGAUCCUAACGCGAUUAAGAAAAACAACAAAACGUUAUUUGGCGUGUGCCUUAGUAAUGGGGAGUGGAACAUAACAGAUAACUCAGCCUGCCUUUGCAGUAAUGGUUAUGAGUUAACGCAUGGAUCUUCAGACUCUUUCACAUGCAAAGUCGUUCCAGUAAUUAACAUAACCAUGGUCUUUACCAAUGAAGGUUGUACUAAUGGAAAAUUCAACCAAUCCUCAUUAGUGACGAGGCUAAAAAAAGUGAUGGAAGAGGCUUUUCCUGGGAGAUUUGCAGGUCUCAGAAGUGUGCAGUUGAAAAGUGGCAUUAGGUGUGGAAGAACAACUGUUAACCUAGCACUUAAAUUUAAUUCCAAAACAAAAGAGCAAGAUGUUAUUGCAGUACUUCGUAAUGCUGCCAAAGAUGGAAAGCUUGGAGGCUUCAAUGUGAGUGCAACAAAAAGGACAAGAUCGCAAGCUGAUUUCGACACUGGAACUACAGAAGCAGGCACAGUAACGCUAACUGCUGACAGUGCCCUAGGGAUUACUGUUGGUGUGGUGGUUGGAUCAACUGCAGCACUGGCGGUUGCUGCAGGAAUAUUCGUCUUUUUCGUAAGGAAGUUAAGAAAGCGUAACAGCAAGAACUCAAAUGGUAAGAGUAGUAUUUUAAAAUGCUUGCUUUGGAACACAAGAAAAAUUGCGUGGUAUCAGGCAACUAAGAAGUUUGUGUUGUUUGUAGCCUCAUUUAAAAACAAGGCAAGUUUGGAGAUUUCGAAACAGUUCUAA